AAAGCCCACAUUUAAACUGCUGCCUGCCUGUGCAGCAGCUCAAGAACUACGGAAUGGAUUUUAUACACCACAAUUCUGGGUUAAAACAACUCCAAACCAUUUCUAUUACUGCCUAGCAACAAUGAAGGAAGGAGCAGAGGGAGAUCCUAUUACUGAAGCCAACUGAGGCACUCCCCGCGAACAUUUCCAGCAGGAAUAUGGAUCCUGGGGAGAGCAGAGCACAGCCCUGCAUUGUCCGAGCCGCGAGGCAGCAGCUGUGAGAGCAGCCUCGGCUCCUUUGUCUGCAGCAUGAACAGAGAGCCCCGAGCCAAGGACGCCGCCGGCCAGCCAGGAAGGUAACACGGCCACGGACAGACAGAUGGACAGAGCGGAUCCCGAGCGCGGCGGGCGCAGGAAGCAGGGCUGCUGCUGCUGGGGGAUGUGCGCAUGGUCGAGAGCAUCUUUUUUGCUGAAGUGAUGGCGUGCCCAAACUAUUUUCUGUGGGUAUAAUCCUGCACCAUAAAUGGCCUGACCAAGGAAGAGUGAGCCAUUUGCUGACGAUUGCUCAACUCAAAGGAAAAUGAAUACCAAAGAAUAGCAGUGGAUUCUAAACCAAUUGGAAAAGCCUUUUCCUUGAGCAUUGUCUCGUAUCCCAUCACUGGAUCCUUACAACAUGCUUCAGUGGAGAAGACGACACUGCUGCUUGGCAAAGAUGACCUGGAAUACCAAAAGGUCUCUGUUUCGCACCCAUCUCAUUGGCCUGGUCUCUCUGGUGUUUCUUUUUGCAAUGUUUCUGUUCUUUAACCACCACGACUGGUUGCCAGGCAAGGCUGGAUUCAGAGAAAACCCCAUGUCUUACACCAUCCGAGGAUUUAGAUCUACAAAAAGCGAGACCAACCACAGCUCUCUAAGGAACGUGUGGAGAGAUGCUGUGCCUCAGACACUCCGGCCUCAGACAGUCACCAACCCCAACAACACGGAUCUGUCCCCACAGGGAGUCACCGGUUUGGAAAACACCCUCAGUGCCAAUGGGAGUAUUUACAACGAGAAAGGCACUGGGUAUCCAACUUCCUAUCACUUCAGAUACGUCAUCAAUGAGCCUGACAAGUGCCAGGAAAAAACCCCUUUUCUAAUACUGCUCAUAGCUGCAGAGCCAGGCCAGGUGGAGGCUAGACAAGCAAUUCGACAGACCUGGGGCAACGAGAGUCUGACACCUGGCAUCCAAAUUGUGCGGAUUUUUUUGUUGGGCUUAAGCACCAAGGUAGAUGGAUACCUCCAGAGAACCAUCCUUGAGGAAAGCAGACAGUACCACGACAUCAUUCAACAAGAAUACUUUGACACCUACUAUAAUUUAACUAUAAAAACUCUGAUGGGAAUGAACUGGGUUGCAACCUACUGUCCACAUGUUCCAUAUGUUAUGAAAACUGAUAGUGAUAUGUUUGUCAAUACUGAGUAUUUAAUACACAAGCUUCUGAAACCAGAACUUCCUCCAAGGCACAAAUAUUUUACAGGUUAUUUAAUGAGAGGUUAUGCACCUAACAGGAACAAGGAUAGCAAGUGGUAUAUGCCACCUGAUUUGUAUCCAAGUGAACGUUACCCUGUAUUCUGCUCUGGAACUGGUUAUGUUUUUUCUGGAGACUUAGCAGAAAAAAUCUUUAAGGUCUCCUUAAGCAUCAGACGUUUACACUUAGAGGACGUCUACGUGGGGAUCUGCCUCGCCAAGCUGCGCAUUGACCCCAUGCCCCCACCCAACGAGUUUGUCUUCAAUCACUGGCGAGUUUCUUACUCCAGCUGUAAAUACAGCCACCUAAUUACCUCCCAUCAGUUCCAACCCAGCGAGCUGAUCAAAUACUGGAACCACCUGCAGCAGAACAAGCACAACGCCUGCGCCAACGCGGCCAAAGACAAGGCCGGCAGGUUCCGCCACCGCAGGCUGCACUGAGGGCCCGCGGCACGUGUACAGAAACAGGGACACCCAGCUGCCCCAGCUCUGAGCCCAGCACACAGGGCAGGAGGGAAAUUAUUUUUUUAAGUUUAAAAAAAUAUUAUAGCUCUUGAAUAUGAUGAAAUUAUAACCAAAAGGUUUUCCCAGCAAAUUUGAGAUUAAGAAAAAGAAAAAGACAAGAUGGUAUAUAAGGAUUUCUGUGGUUAACAUGCAAUAAUAAGCAUGCACACUUUGGUGGUACAAUUGCUGAUUCAUGUGCCAGUAAAAUAUAAUUGAGCAUAUUUUCCACACUAAAAUUUUUGUUUUAAGGAGUGCAUUCAUAGCUCUAGUUCUCUUCCAUGUAAUUUCUUAUUAUCCAGAACUGCUAUAAAACAAAAAAUUAAAAACUAAGGAAUUGCACAAAGGGCAGAUCAGUUUUACCUUCAAAUGCCACAUGACAAUUAUUAUACGCUACUUUAACGUACCACACAUUUAGCAAUGUCACAAUUUAGUAAGACACUACCAAUAAAUUCUAAAGCACUAAGAAUGUACUCCCUUGAAGUAGGUGCAGUUUUCAGAAGUUUGCUUAUUUGGUUUGGAAGGAGAGAUAAAUGAAAUCAAAGUUGCAAAGUUGCUUUGUACAUUGCCUUCAGAAAUGCAAGUGGUGUUCUGGAUGCAACUUUCAGUCCACAAAGAGCUGACUGAAAGUUACUUCAUUCUCUAGAAGUCACAGGGCAAGCUCCUAAGAUCUGGUGCCAAGUAACAUUCAUUCCACUUGGAACCUUCAUGCAAAUUCAUUGGAUCUGCUAUUAAUUUCCCUACAUGACUUCAAGGUAACUCAGAGGCUGAUGAGAAAUGUAAAACAUAAGUUCCAGUCUUGCACUGUUCUUGACAAAAUUUCCUGUUUUGCAAAGCGGGAGAAAAUUAAUCAAACGUGUUGUUUUGCUCUUUCCUGUCUGACAAAAAGCAAGGCUCAGCCAAGUGAAAGCACAUCUGCUGGAGAAAAUGAAGCCCCACACCUGAGUUUAUAGGUGGGGAAAACUAGGUCACAAUAAGAUUGAGAGUUCCAGCCAGCAAGAUGGGCAGGAACAAAGCCUAAGCAAUUUAAAGGCACGACACGUACCACUGAAAAUCAUUUGUGAGAAGUGGGUUAAAUCUAUUUACAGGUUUGCAGUUUUCUAACAAACAGAACUUUUAAAGCUUAUUUUCCAACUGUUACAGCAGAGUUGUAUCAAAUUCAGGUUAUUACUGCUUGUCACAGUGCCAGGGUAAGCAAUACCCACCUCUGAUCAUCAGCAAAUGAUCAAACUGCAAUUAGUUUUCUGUUUGACUGGGACUUAUUAAUUGGAGAAAAUACAAAUAUUUGAUGUACUUUUAUUAUUUAAUAAAAUUGAUUAUAUUUAUGGUCUUAAGAUUUUACUUUUUCUGGGAAAGCUGCUCAGGAAGAAAGAAAUUUCUAACUUUAGCAUUACCAGGUUUUUCUAGUGUUCCCUAGUCCUUGAAGCCUGGUUUUCAUGCACAGUACAGAGAUCACAGCAGGCUUUUUUCCUUUGUAAUGAGAAGACAAAUCAUAUUACUGACCAUUCUCAGCAGCUCUUGGGCUGUCUGUCUGCAGCAACUCUCACAUGUGAACAGACUGCAAGGCACUGGAUGCACCUCUGAAGCAAUUCCAGCAGGUCCUCUGGAAGGUGGAGAUGGGAAUUUGCUCAACACCAUUUUUUUGGUGAUCUUCCACUAAAUUUCUUCCUCUGUUGUAUUUGGGGUGUGCUAAUUGUACAUUUCUGCAUUUCCAUCACACCUCAAAUCAUAUAAAUGUCUGGUUUUGGGGAAAACAAACACCUGUAAAAGUAAUAACUCUCUUCUGCAGAGAUUUCUCUGACUAAAUUGGAAGUUCAUACACUGAGUUUACAUGAUCCCUGUGGGCAUUCAUGUGAGAGAGCUGCCCUGGACAGAUGUUUGGGAGUGUGCUCUCAGCCCCCAGUGCAGGUCUCCCCACUCCAUGUGCUGCUCACCCCCAGCCCAAGGCUCCUGGCUGAAGGGCACUGGAGCAGGCUCUACACUGCAGUGCUAGCUCCAGACCCCAGUGUGAGUGUGGGAAGCCAGCUGCUGCAGGGGACUGAGCUCUGGAACAUGUCUAAUGCCACAAGUGGCCCAGGACACACUCCAGCCUCCUGGAGAGGACUUCAGCCUGCUCCCAGCCCUUGGCACUUUGCAGCUCCACUGUGAUGCACUUGAUUUUACCAACUCUGGCUAGUCCUAAAUGCUCUUCUGGCUCCUGGGUCUAGUCCAAGAGGUUAAUACUAAACCUUAAAUAGUUUGGCACUGGAAUCAUCAAGUUUGGCAGCCAAACCACCUCUUGGGUGCUGGGCUUUGGAGCUCCUACACGAUGUUGAUCUGCCUGAGCUUGGCAGAACCACAGCACAAUGCCCACGAGUUCAGCAUACCAAACCUCCUGCUACUCACAGGACUAGUGAGGAGCACCAGAAAGCUAAAUAAAAAGCCAUUCUUAAUGCCCUUUUAAGGGUCCAACAUGAUUUUUUAAAUUUGUAUUAUUGUUUGGGUGUAAGUUGAAACUACUCUAUAAAACUUACUUGAAUCCUUAUCAAGAUGGUCAAAGGCUACUAAAAACAUUUGCAUCCAAGUACUGUUUUCUUACACAGUUUGUUGCAAAGCUUUCAAAAACAAAAAGGAAUCAUUUGUAUGAUGAAAUAUGCAAUUACAGAAUGAACGCUCUACAUUCUUUUCUCUGAAUGUUUUACUGUUUUCUAGCUUGUGUUUAAGCUAUUUGCUCACUCUACUAGAAUAUAAAAACAGCUCAUGUUAAAAAUAGUGCAAUAAUUAAUUAUAUCAUUAAAAACUUGGACAAGUUCUCUCACUUCCUUUCCCCAUACAGCAAGAAAAAAAAGCAUUUUUCAUUAGCAAGAGCAUACAAAGUUGUAGCUAAAAACUCUAACAUGUCUGC
This is a messenger RNA of Camarhynchus parvulus, 4865 nucleotides long. Its product is annotated as beta-1,3-galactosyltransferase 2. The record is from RefSeq and is a predicted model, not a curated record. Gene Ontology annotation, molecular function: N-acetyl-beta-D-glucosaminide beta-(1,3)-galactosyltransferase activity. Bases 653 to 1921 code for a protein of 422 amino acids. The transcript is spliced from 2 exons. NCBI's taxonomy places the organism in Eukaryota, Metazoa, Chordata, Aves, Passeriformes, Thraupidae. Gene Ontology annotation, cellular component: membrane.